AUGUCUGAUCCCUAUGGUAGGGUGACACUGAUUCUUAAGGACAAAAUGCCCUCCAAGUGUGUGAAAUGCAAGAGGAAGGAUCUAAAAGUACAGAGCAAAGGGCCGUUCAGAGGGUGGUCCUACGUGUCCUCUUGCGGGAACUAUUGCUACCAUGUGUAUUGUGUGAAGAAAUUGAUUCUGGAUAAUUGGGAAAGGGGCUAUUUCAAUGUUGGUUCGUCUUCUUCGUCUUCGUCUUCCAGGGGAAGAAGCUUGGUCAGAGGUGAGCCUGCAAGCUCAUCAAGAAGUAUGAGCUUAGAAAGUCAUAGAAGCUUGAUCACAUCAGCCACAAGCUCUUCGGCCUUGGCAAGAAGAGGCUCCUCGCGGCCACCGAUGUCAUCUUUCACUCGUGGUUUGAUCAAAAUGGCGAAAAUUGGUUUCAGCGUUAUAAUAUCAGUUCUAUUUGGAAAUCCAACCCCACUCUUUACCGCUCUGGCCGAAAACUUGCUGAAUUAA
Neltuma alba is the source of this 492-nucleotide messenger RNA. RefSeq lists its product as uncharacterized. Lineage: Eukaryota; Viridiplantae; Streptophyta; Magnoliopsida; Fabales; Fabaceae. The coding region runs from base 1 to 492 and encodes 163 amino acids. The transcript has a single exon. The record is from RefSeq and is a predicted model, not a curated record.